ACAAGUGCCUCUGGACGGCCGGCGUUAAGAGACUCUUCCAGCCACACUGGGGAAAUUAUUUUCGGAGUAAGCAGCUCUCAUCAGUCAGCGCCAUGAAUUUAAAUGACUUUGUGGUCGUUCCCAACAAGCCCAAGUCGGUGAAGUUAAAUGUCAGGAACCUGCGGGAGCUGCGAAUGGAGACGGUUCAGCUGGACCAGGAGAACAUUGACAUGGAGAACAGACUGAAGGAGCUCAGAGAGAUCAUGAGCCGCGAGAAAGAGGAGAGAGAGAAGUCUGGUGCUUUCCGCUGGACGUCUGCCCAGGCCAACAGCGGGACGCGGAGUAAGGAGAAAGGAGUCAAACUUUCUGCUGGCAAGAUGAAGAUAAGAGUGCUGAAGGAUGAGUCUCUGCCAGAAGCUCAAAGACCACCUGAAAAAGUGCCAGGGCCCCCACCCAGAGACCCAGGGCACAGCAGGAAGCCCAGACUCAAGGGCAAAGUUUGUGGUCAGUGUGAAGCCAGAACAGCUGGACUGGUGUGCGCUGAAUGCGGAGAGGAUUACUGCGUCGGCUGCUUCGCCAGAUUUCACCAGAAGGGGGCACUGAAGCACCAUCGGAUGAUUCCCGUGCAGGCGGAGCUGCAGACGUCGGUCAGCAGUCUGGAUGUUCUGAGCCGUUUCCAGAAACAGAUUGGAGAAGAGAGAGAGAUGUCCAGCCAGUCCACUUACAGCACUGCGGUCAGUCCAGCAGCACUAAGGACACACCAGGCGCAGACAUCAGCGGGAUAUCAGGAUACACAAACACACAGCACACAGGUAUUAUUUGUGAACGAGGGCGAGGAAGUGGAGGAUGAUGAGGAUAAAGGCUCUCUGCUGAGUGGCUGCUUUGAUGAAGAAGCUUCAUCCAGGUCUUUUCAGCAGGCGGUGAACGAGUGGAGGGAGAGAAAGCAGGCAGGAGACACAGCGGACGAGAGAGAACCUCAUCAGCCCAACCGCAGGGUACCGGUGACGGUGGAGGUGAUGGGCACUCAGGCUGGAGAGACGACUCAGCAGCCCAUUCAUAUCGAGUUCAGGGAACACAGUCUGAGCUACAUGGAGAAGCUGCUGCUGAAGAAGCACCGCAGAACUCCGCUUGAAUCUUAUCGUCCGCUUCCUGCCCCGACCUCCCCACGGGACCUGCUCAGGCGCUCACCCACACAGCCUGCCGAGGAGCUAACAGGUCUUUUAGCUCCUCUUACACGCCUCCCUGCUGAGGCUCCAGUCCUAAAUGUGACUUUUAAUCAGGCGUAG
Colossoma macropomum (tambaqui) is the source of this 1265-nucleotide messenger RNA. Its product is annotated as zinc finger B-box domain-containing protein 1-like. Gene Ontology annotation, cellular component: motile cilium. The transcript is spliced from 12 exons. NCBI's taxonomy places the organism in Eukaryota, Metazoa, Chordata, Actinopteri, Characiformes, Serrasalmidae. The record is from RefSeq and is a predicted model, not a curated record. Gene Ontology annotation, molecular function: zinc ion binding. The coding region runs from base 93 to 1265 and encodes 390 amino acids. Gene Ontology annotation, biological process: cilium movement.